Molecule: messenger RNA, 1646 nt
Organism: Paralichthys olivaceus (Japanese flounder)
Lineage: Eukaryota; Metazoa; Chordata; Actinopteri; Pleuronectiformes; Paralichthyidae
Source: RefSeq, a predicted model, not a curated record
UUUUCACACCAGGUUCCCGAUCCACACUCCCUACCAGUUGGUGGCGGUAGAGCAGCUUAACGUUAUUGGCUAACUGCCCUACACCAUCAAAAAGAAGAAGAACGCGACAGCAGCGCAGAGGAGUGAGACGUCUCGCCGCAGGGACAUAUCUCUGCAGUGCAGACCUCAGUACAGUGUGUCCUCUGCAGCGGGGCUCCUCCGGUCCCCCCGUGCUGCGGUGUCCAGCUCCUCUCCUUCCGGUCACGAUAGUCCCUAUCACAGAUACCGUGUGGUGGAGAGGAGGCCGCCGGGUCAGAUCACUAUCCCUGACCAACUGUGCGCUCACCGCGGCCAAGUCUGACCCCGUCCGCUGCGGUGCUGCUAGCCCCGGCAGCUGCUUACGUUAGCUAACCCUCUGUUAGGGCGAAUGUGAUCAAAAUAAAGUUAAGAUAGCACCUGAACACAACUGCACGAGAAGACGAAUAAGAUUUAAUUCAGAGAAAAGUCAGAAAGGAUUUGCAGGGUUUUAACUUCUCGACUCUUAUGCGGACUGUAUCCACGGGUUCCUGUCGCCGUCCGGACCGUGUCCCCGGAGCUCGCUUAUGGUGAACGAUGCUGCUGCUCUCCGCUACAACACGCCUUCUCGGAAGAGGAAGAGGUAAGACUCUGCUCGCUGACCCGGUGAAGAGGAUCUGCGAGAAAAUGUCGACUUCCUCCCUCGCCGGCAAGCGACUGCGGGUCCUGGUCGACAUGGACGGGGUGCUGGCGGACUUCGAGGGCGGGUUCCUGAAGAAGUACCGGGCGAGAUACCCGGGCGAGCCCUACAUCACCCUGGAGGACAGGAGGGGGUUCUGGGUGUCAGCGCAGUACGGACAGCUGAGGACGGACCUGUGUGAAAAAGCCAUCAGUAUCUGGCAGUCCAAAGACUUCUUCAUAGAGCUGGAGCCACUGCCAGGAGGAGUGGAAGCCGUCAAGGAGAUGGCCAGGAUGGAUAACACAGAUGUCUUUAUUUGCACCAGCCCUAUAAAGCAUUACAAACACUGCCCAUAUGAGAAGUAUGCUUGGGUGGAGAAGCAUUUGGGCCAUGACUUUCUGGAGCAGGUCAUCUUGACCAGGGACAAGACAUUAAUCAGCGGAGACAUCCUCAUAGACGACAAGCCUGAUAUUCUUGGCGUGGAGACGAAACCGACGUGGGAGCACAUCUUGUUUACCGCCUGCCACAACAAGCAUCUGUCUCUCAGCCCCUCCCAGAGACGCCUCCUGUCUUGGUCGGACGACUGGAGGGCCAUCCUGGACAGCAAGAGGCAGUCAACUUGUGCUGGAGACCACUGUGAAGCAGCUUCAUCGGAAGUCCUGUCAGUGUCAUGUGAUCGCCCCCUCGAUGGAUUUGUUGUCACUGAAGCUACUCAAAAGCAAAAAAAAGCUAGUCAGCUUUCACUGGCGCAAACACUGCUCUAGUGUCAGUUGUAACUCAUCCACUUUUGUCACGUCUCAUGUUUGUGGUGCUGGUAAAUAUUUGAGCAGCACCGGAGAUGAUUGAUUCAUUAAAGAGUUCUCAAAGUAACGAUGAAGAAAAGUGAUAUAACCUGUUAUCUAUCAUGUAAAAGUAUGACGGGACAUGGAGAAAAAGAAAUUGAUGGUUGUAAAAUAAAAAAUAUCUACUUUUA